This is a messenger RNA of Aphanomyces invadans, 1107 nucleotides long. RefSeq lists its product as hypothetical. The record is from RefSeq and is a predicted model, not a curated record. The transcript has 4 exons. The coding region runs from base 82 to 960 and encodes 292 amino acids. Lineage: Eukaryota; Oomycota; Saprolegniomycetes; Saprolegniales; Verrucalvaceae.
CGAUUCCUUGAGGUCACCUACCCAUCCACAGUCUCCCGACAAGACCGUGGAUCCAAUCUAUCGACCCCCAAAGCAUCAUACAUGGCAACCUUUGUCGUGACGUCCCUACCUAGCGAUUUAUUUGUGGGACCAGUGAGUCCUGUCGAUCGCAUCACGGCAAAGAGCCCAAAUCAUGCCGCGUUUGUCGAUCCGAAGAAGGAACUCAAGCGCGUUCGAAGCGUCGGAUUCGAAGGCGCUGACAUUGUCGAGUUCGAACCUACCAUCUUCACGACCACGGUCACAUCUGGCGGCGUCCCGGUGGGGCUAUCUAACAUGGAGCGCCGAAGGAUCCGAAGGCGCCUGGAUUCGUUUGAACUGGAGCGAAAAGAUGAGCGCGUAUGCCGACAAAACUACAUGGAAGAAGGGUACUUGGAUCCCGACGAGAGAGCUACGAUCCUGGGCAAUGCUGGCUGCGAAGCUUCCUCGUUUGAAACAGUCGAAGCUGAGCUCAACUUGAUCAUUGCCCAUCGACGAGAAUCCAACGAAAUGGACGUGCAAUGCAUAUACGGACUUGGCGAGUACGGAAUGGAAGACUCGGAAGUCCCUGAUGCGGUGCAUGACGACGAUGCUGAUUCGAGCGACGACGAAGGGCUUCCAGGUCCAUCUCCUUUCCACAGCACGUACUUUGCAACGACAGCCGACACAACCCACGAGUGGAGGCAGACUCUCGACAUCAUUGCUCGAACCGACAUGCAUGAACACAUCAACAACAUUGACGACCACCACGACGAUGGCGGCGUAUGGACCACCCACUUUCGACUUGACAGGUGUCAAAGUACGACCGAAGAAAGCACCACCCCAACGGCAGUGGAAGGCAGUGUCGGUGAUGCGAUGAACGGCUGCUUCCUGCCCACGUGCGACGAAAACUUCUCGGACCAGGACUUGAGCAGCACUGAUCUCGGUGACGCAUCUGGUCUGUGAAGUCGCGACGGCCGGGGCGAAGGACCCCCCUUUAUAGUACCUUGCUAGGGAGAUACCACAAUUGUACAGAUUGGUGAUGCGAUGGUUUGUUGCACCGCCGCGCUCGCCAUGCGUAGUGCGAGGAAGGUGGACACAUCACUACAUGGC